AGAAAAGAUAUGGGAGGAGAUCAAAAGGGAAUAAAUGUGGGGGGAAGCUUGGCAGUUCCGCUAUAAUCUACUACUACCGCCCCCAUGGAGGCCGGGGGGCAGUUUUCUCUCUCGCUCGCUCUCGUCUCGUCUCCUCCAAAAGCUCGUAUUUUUAGCUCUCCCUAGCUCUCUCUCUCUCUCUCUCACGACCAAGCUCUCGCCAUGGCCAAAAGCACAUGCAAGCUAUGCUCCCGCCGCUUCGCCAGCCCCCGCGCCCUCGCCGGCCACAUGCGCGCCCACUCCAUGGCCUCCGCAAAGUCGCAGAUCUCAUCGGCCUCGUCGGCUUCGACAUCCAUCACGGCUAGCGGCAUCGACGCCGACAAGAAGCGCGGCCCCGUCCGGGGGCACGCGCUGCGGGAGAAUCCCAAGCGCCGCGGCCGCCUCGACGACUCGGAUCGCGAGAGCGAGACGACGGACUACUACUCUCCGUCGCCGGACGCCAAGCGCUCGCACGCCGGAUCGGGGGACGCGGAGCCGGUGAGCUCGGUCUCCGACGCGGCCACGCCGGAGGAGGACGUCGCGCUGUCCCUGAUGAUGCUGUCCCGCGACUCCUGGCCCGCGCCGCCGCCGUACUCGUACCGCCUCGACUCGGACGACGACGACGAGAGCGACGCCCGCCCGGCGGUGGUCGCCGCGACAGCGCAGAAGCGGACGCGGUACGAGUGCCCCGCCUGCAAGAAGGUCUUCCGAUCCUACCAGGCCCUGGGGGGUCACCGGGCCAGCAACGUGCGCGGUGGCAGGGGCGGCUGCUGCGCGCCCCCUCUCAGCACUCCGCCCCCCGCCCCGCUGCAGCCAUUGCCAGAAUGCGAGGGCAGCGAGGAGGACUCCAAGGCGCAGCCGCACGAGUGCCCCUACUGCUUCCGCGUGUUCCCGUCCGGGCAAGCUCUUGGCGGCCACAAGCGGUCUCACCUCUGCUCGGCAGCGGCAGCGGCGGCGGCCGCCGCCCCCGUCACAUCAGGCGCUGAUCCGUCGAUCACAAUGAGGAGCCUGGGUUUCAUUGAUCUGAACCUCCCCGCGCCCUUCGACGACGUGGAGGUCUCCGCCAUGUCUGACCCCUUCCUCUCGUCCAAGCCAGCAGGUUCUUGAAAGCUAGCAGAGCAGGCAAGCCGGCCGCUUUACCUCGCUCGCGAUAUGGCUGGUUCCAGUGGCGACGAUUCGAGGUAAGGAUCAGAGACGGAGAGAAAGACCUGCUGAUUAACGAAGCAGUAAGGAAGGCAUAGAAUAGCCUAUAUAUGAUUAAAAAAAAGAACUGGAGACGUCUUUGCUUGGGUUGGGUGGUUCAUUUUUCUUAGUAUAUGUGUUUGUUUGCAUUGAUUCAGUCAGCUACAAUAUCUCUCUAGUCCUCCA
This is a messenger RNA of Zea mays, 1386 nucleotides long. RefSeq names its product zinc finger protein ZAT1. Bases 202 to 1125 code for a protein of 307 amino acids. Gene Ontology annotation, biological process: regulation of DNA-templated transcription. The record is from RefSeq and is a predicted model, not a curated record. The transcript has a single exon. NCBI's taxonomy places the organism in Eukaryota, Viridiplantae, Streptophyta, Magnoliopsida, Poales, Poaceae.